GUGACGUGCGGACUGCGGACGGAGGCACAGCGGACACAUAGCGGACUCAAGGAUUUAACACAUAUCCUUUCUGUGUCUUUGUAUCUUUCCUGUGUCAUUUGCUUUGGAACGUACAAGGGAAAGGAACGUCAAGAUGGGAGGGCAGGCGUUGACCAUCCUAGUGACGGCGAUUUUCUCGGGGUAUUUGAUAGUUUCACCUACAGUCAGCCAACAACUAGACCUGGGAGACAUCCCAGACCUUAACAACAUAUCUUCAGUCAGUGAAUGGAAGGAACACUGCCGAACCACUGCUGGUGAGCAAGCUAUGAAGGACAUAGAGAAGUCUAUAGGUGAGUUCAUGGUGUGUAUACAGGGCCAGAUCAAGAUGGAUAAGCUGAUGCGAGAGGUGAACAAAAGCAUUGAAAGAGGAGAACUGGAUUUGGUCUUCAAAAAGUACUGCAAGAAGAGGGAUGCAUUUAUGGCAUGUGCUGAGGAUGUGUUUGCCAAGUUAGAGCGCUGCACCAAUGAACAGGAAAAACAGGACCUUGGUGUUGUCCGCAAAGCCAUUGAUGCCGGCAUAGACUUUGUGUGCCACAACGACGGUGACAGAAUUGCUUUGUUCAUGGCAGAGAAAGGAGUGGAUUGUCUGAAGAACCACUCGGAGAGUAUUAAAGUAUGCGUUGAAGAGAAAGUACCAGAAAUUAAGGAGUUAAUUGAAGAUGCUGACUCAAUAAAUCUUGCAAGAUUCACUCUUAGUGAGGAGAACUGCAAGAAAUUGAAUGAAGCGAAGGAAUGUGUGGUGAAAUAUACAUCAAAGUGUGAUGAUGAAACUCCAGCCAAUAUCUUAGGAUCUCUGAUCACACAAAUGCUCAAGGUGACGCCGUGCUCCCAGGCCAGCAGUGCUUCAGCUCUCCUGUCCCACACCCAGUACCUGUUACCUCACCUACUGACUCUUGUGGCGGCAGCUCUCACCGCUGCCAAUAUUCUUCUUUAAACUGGUGGUUAGUUUAACUUUUUAAUGUACCUCAACUGCUGAUUUUCAAGCAGAAGAGAAUAUUUUCAGUAUUACAUAAAAUGCACUCCUGUAGAUCAAGUUGCUGGAGGGAACAAAGCAUCUGAUAUAAACUGAUUGACUAUAUGCAAGUGGGAAGGAAAUUGAGGAAAUUUAGAAUUGGUGUGUUGUGUUGUACUUAGAUAAAUGUAUUUACUGAGUAAUCAGUAUUGAGUAACAUGUAUUUAUUAACUGAUAUAAUUUGGCAUGUGCAAAGUGUGUUCAUUUAAUGUUAAACUAUUUAUCAUUUAUUUAGAUAUCUUGUGUUAAUUAUAUUAAUUUUUAGUUUUUAUGAACAAAUAUUUAUAAUUCAAUUAUUUUGUACAAUGAAUCAACUUUGUAUAAUAUUCAAGAAAUAGCCAUUCAGAAUCUAAUCAUUAACAUGCAAUGGGUGUAUGUGCUGGCUUGCCAUAAGGAUAGGUAUCAUCACGUUAAACUCAGGUUAGUUUGUUUUUGUCAUACCAUUCUGCACUAAACUUUUGCCUCAAUUCUGUAGAUUAUUUAUAGUGGAGUGUUCAAACCGAUUGAUUGUUGUAAACCACUGCAGUGAGGGAUGUGAGGGAUUUUUGUGAGUGUGUAUGUACAUGUGUGUGUGUGUGUGUGUGUGAUAUUUGUAAAUCAGUAUCUUCGUAGCAUGAAACGGAUCAUCUGCAUUCACUAACAUAUAACAUUUACUCAUUUUUAACAUUUACUCAUUUUAUUCAUAAUCUGUAUUUAUUCAUGUGUUUUGCACCUUACCUUUAUUGAUACCAAUGUGUGUGUGUGUGUGCAUGUGCACGUGUGUAAGAAUAUUUUGUGAUAAAUAUAUAUACACCAUUUGGGUUCAAAGAUAUUUCUUGUGGGCCUGACUUCAUCUUAUAUGCUGAUAGUCUGAAUACCUGUGGGGAAAGCAUGGUCUGUUAAGCAUGGUUUCUGGUCACUGCCCAGAGGGAACAUGUCAAGGGGGCUCUGUGUGAAUAUGAGCUUAUCCUCUCAAGUUUCUGUUGUUUGAAAAGUACGAGAGUAUUAUUUUCCAAUCCUUCCUAGCCCUUAUAGAGCUGAAAGUAUCUGUAACUUCCUGUGGUCAUCAUACAUAAUUAUAGUUGGGGAGCUAAAAGUAUUGCAACACGGUGCUGUGGGACAGUGAUCCUCUACAGCAGUGCUAGUUGAAUUUUUCUUGAUGGGAAAAAAAUUCCCGAGUAGCCAAAUCUGAGAAAAUAAGGAAUGUCUUCUUCGUCUUGGCAGCUUUUACCUACGAAUCAGCUGUGCUCAUGUGCCCUUAUUUAAUUUUCACUUUAUUUACUUAUCAUAAUUUCAGCACCUUUAGAAACUAUAUCAAAGGCUAGGAUUAUCCAUCACAUCAAAAGACAAAAUAUCAUCAUGCUGCUGCAUUGUACUGGGUCUGGGAAGUUCUCUAGUGAUUAGUGUGCUACUCUGGACUUGUCUACACUCUCUGGGACUGGAGCUCAUGAGAACAUUCUAGACUGAAAAAUGAUGUAUAGAAGGGUUAAUGCGCAUAGUGAGUCGAUAGAGAAUGGGUUACAGGGUUCAGGCAGUCAGCUAGUGAGACAAGAUGUAGCGUGGAUUAGGAAAGGCAGCGAGGCUCCCAGACUCCCAGUUGUGAUUGUUGUACUUCUUAAGGAAUAAAGACCACUGUUUUU
This is a messenger RNA of Eriocheir sinensis (Chinese mitten crab), 2670 nucleotides long. RefSeq names its product 27 kDa hemolymph glycoprotein-like. Bases 134 to 973 code for a protein of 279 amino acids. The record is from RefSeq and is a predicted model, not a curated record. The transcript has 6 exons. NCBI's taxonomy places the organism in Eukaryota, Metazoa, Arthropoda, Malacostraca, Decapoda, Varunidae.